CCCACACACACGUUCUUGCUCAUCAGCAUCUUUCAUUCUUGCUUUCUGUAUCAACAGAUUCAUCCAUACCAACACACACCAUUCCCCAAUCAACUCAUCCAACCACAAUCAUGCGUCCCUCUACUAUCGCUAAGGGCUACACCUUUUACCUGGGCACAGGCCCUACCUUCACCCCUGAGCCUAUCGUCGGAGGCCAUGACGACGCGACCAACACUGGCUCCUAUGAGCUCGUCACCCUGAGUGAGGACCCCAGCAAGGGUCACCCUACCGGCAUCAUCGAGCCCUCCGUCUCCAUUGGCACCUCUUCGAUCUGCUCGCAGGUCACCUCCGAGGUGUGCCAGGCGGUGUACUUCACUGAGACCUUCGCGGUCUCUACCCCGGUCGUCACCACUGCCAUGGAGACCUCGUCCGUCAUCUCUGAGACUGGAACUACCUCCUCCACCAAGGAGUCUUCCACCAAGACUGAGACGUCUGUCUCCUCCACUGGAAAGGAGACCUCCUCCGUCGGCACCGCGACUCAGACUGUCGUCACUCCCACUCCCUCCUCUGAGGCCUCGAAGACCGAGGUUGUGGUUGUGUGCGCCAUUGCCGGAGCCAUUCUCAUGUAUUUCCUUUAAGGAAAUCAAGUCUAGCUAUUCGGUCACUGGCAGUUCUUCACUUGGAAUAGCCGGAAUGGGAUGGAUGGCUUAAGAAAUUGGUAUGGCUAAGGAAUUGGAACUUCAUCAAGGACUACAAGGGUUUCAGGUUCUACAAGGCACAAGGUUUCGGAUGCAUCAGCUAGCAUUUACUUGACCCAGGCCUCAGUACAGAAAAUUGACAUUACCUCGUCACAAA
Messenger RNA from Colletotrichum phormii, 834 nucleotides. RefSeq lists its product as uncharacterized. The record is from RefSeq and is a predicted model, not a curated record. NCBI's taxonomy places the organism in Eukaryota, Fungi, Ascomycota, Sordariomycetes, Glomerellales, Glomerellaceae. The transcript has 3 exons. Bases 111 to 617 code for a protein of 168 amino acids.